This is a messenger RNA of Cetraspora pellucida, 400 nucleotides long. Lineage: Eukaryota; Fungi; Glomeromycota; Glomeromycetes; Diversisporales; Gigasporaceae. The record is from the annotation of a GenBank genome assembly.
AACAAACUAAUAGGAUUGAAAAUGCAUUGAUUUAUUAUCAAGAAAGUAACUGUUCCAUUAACUCAUUAUUGAAUUUAGAACAUGCUAACAUUUCUACUUUACUUACUGAAUUUACUGAACCUAUGUUUACUAAAUCCAUUAAACUUACUGAACUUAUAUUUACUGAAUUCACUGAACCUACAUUUACUGAAUCUGCUGAACCCACAUUUACUAAAUCCACUGAAUCAACCAAAUUUAUUAAAUCUAUCGAAUUUACAGAAUCUAACAAUAUGCUUGUUAAAUUUACUGAACUUACCACCUCUUUUAUAUCAGUUGAAUAUAUUGAAUUUAUUGCUUCUGUAGAUUCUACAGAUUUCACUUCUGCACCUAUUGAGUUAAUUGAAUAUGCUAAAACAUCCAA